Hypanus sabinus (Atlantic stingray) is the source of this 3209-nucleotide messenger RNA. RefSeq lists its product as uncharacterized. NCBI's taxonomy places the organism in Eukaryota, Metazoa, Chordata, Chondrichthyes, Myliobatiformes, Dasyatidae. The transcript has 5 exons. The coding region runs from base 60 to 1106 and encodes 348 amino acids. The record is from RefSeq and is a predicted model, not a curated record.
AUGAAAUUUGCCAGGUGAACUUUAUCAGUGUUCUGCGAGCAAACUUCGGGCAGAGCUUAAUGCAGCUGUUAUCACUUGUUCCCACGAGUCCCGACGACAAAAUGCAUCAGCUUGCGCAGGGACGUGCUUGCGGAGAGCAAACGGUGUCCAGCCAGUUGAACCCUAACCCUUUAGGAAUAUUUAGCAGAAUCCAGGACAGCACAAAGUGUCUCUCUCAACGUCCAAGAUCACCAAAUCGUCAUAAACCUCAACCACAUUAUGCAAGAUGUAUCAGAACUAAUUCAAGAUUUAUAAAUGAGCCUUUUGCAUAUAUGGAAACUAAAGCUGCAAUGUCAGAGCAGUUUCAGUGGAUGGCGCAUGAAACUCCCAGUCUGAUGCAGCACAUCCCAAGUUACAGCUUGGAAAGCACCCAAAGACAUGAUUUCCAGAACCUUGUCUCCAAACCAAAUCCACAAACAAGACAUGGAUGUAAUCCAAACAAAUACCCUUGUUCAGGCAUAGUUCCACAGGUGGAUACCAGUGAAUUAGUGUCUCCACCAAGGGUUUAUCGAGAAUUCAUAUCUUUCAUUCACCAAUAUGAUGCAAGAAAGUAUCCAAAUGAGCCCAUCAGAGGAAAGCGUCACGGAGCCUUUGUGUGCACAGAGAUAAACUCGCAGAGUGGAAAGAUAGCUCCCAGAGGAACAGAAACAUUCCUGGUUACCAGAGGGUCACACUCACUGGAACAUUUAAAAGAGAAAGGAAAUUGGAGGAAAAACACAUUGGCCUCUGCCAGGCCCAGCUCGACAAAUUCUCAACAGAUGCUGUGUUCGGGAACAUGCUUAUCAAAACCAGACCCAAAGGAAACAGCAAAGGGUUAUCCCAGAAUUCCUGCUGAAGGACAAAGUAGCUCAUGGUCACAGAAGGGUAAAACAAGAAGUGGAGUCAGGGAUCAGCACCAGAUUGCAGCGGAUCACUCUGUAUUGAAACAACAAAAGAAUGACCACGCUGGUACAAAGUUACCUCAAUCAUCUCUGCCAGCACCAACUUUGUUGUUGCAAACUAAUUCUUCACUUGUUCCCUUCAACAACAAUAACACUAAAGACAAACUGACAUCAAUCAGCAUUUAACAAAAUAAAUACACAGCCUUCCUCAGUUACAGAUUUGUAGUAGUCUGAUCAUUAAAAGCACAUUAUAUCAAAGGAGAAACUUUCUGUACUGCAUGUAAUCUUGUUAUUCCAGUUUAACUUUUUGUCUUGGUGUUAAAUACAAGCUGUUGUACUGCAACAUGCACCUGCAUUUGCAGUAAUUCUGUAAUAAUUGUAAAUUCAACUCUUCUAAUGGUCCUGUUCUCUUGGUACUAGAUAAAACAAUCACAGCAUGCACUUUCCCUUGAGAUAAAAAUCAGAUUUUAAUAUGACAAGACAUUCCCAGCCCUCUCAACACUGCACAGUUUGUAUGAAUAAUAUGUGACCACUUGUGCCAAUGAUAUUUUAUUUGAACAUAUGCCCAUUUAACAGUACUCUGGGGUAUUUCAUGAUAGAUACUGCAAGGGGACAACCCAGCACUAGAUUCCCAAGAGCAAAUAGAAAUGAUGAAUCAACGCUGGUCUUGUAGUGAUAUCCACAUCUUUUGAAUGAGUGAAUUUUAAAAUGUCAAAUAUAAAGUGGCAUCUUUAGAUUCAUUCAUUAAAAAUAUGUCAGUGUUGUUAACAAGAACAGCAUUUAUUGUUUGUUAUUUAUUGUAUGUGGAGUAUACUUCCAGAUUUUCUAGAGGAAAGAAAGAAGCAAACUUAAAUGUGAUGCCUUUGUGGAAGAAAAGCUUAACUAUCCAUAUUCACAAAUAGAAACAAUUGGAGAAUUGUACCCUAAUUAUUAGCUAAAGCAACUGGACAAUAAUGAUGAGACACCAAGAUUGGUCAGCCCAUGUCCAGGAGAAAUUGCUGUUAAGUUUUUUAGGAUUUAAAUUUCAGUUAUGAUAAAGCUGAAUUUUCUUUAAUGCCAGGCCUUAAUUACUUACUUCUAAUGGCACUCUCAUUUCCUGGUAAAGCAACAUUUCUAUCAACUAGAUUUCUCUCAUAGUUUAAGUUUUGCAGUAAAUGACAAUAAUACCACAUGUAGGAAAUUUCAGUGUGACCAUACCAGUUGAAGUCUAACUGCCUAUGAAAUGUUCUAGUGCUUCUCUUUCAUAGACUGCUGGUAAUGAGUUGGUGGAAGCCAGAAAUCAACAGAUUAUUUAAUUAAGAAAACAAGCUUCCUGGCUAGAUUGUAAUAAUAAAGUAUUUCAAUAACUUCCUGGAAUUGGAAUUAUUGGUCUUGGAAUUAAGUCUUAACUGAAACUGAGUAGACUUAGUCACCUUCUUUGAGCUGAAAUUUGAUACUUUAAAGUGAUUCAGUAUAGGCAUAUAAACACAAAAUAAACUUGUUUCCAUCAAGAAUUAAUUUGAUUAUCAUUUAAUAGAUAAAUAAAAAUGAUGGGCUACAUCUUCAAUGUGUCUUAUCAGCAGUGUGGUAGAACAGAUCACCCGCUCUUCAUGGAAUUUACAUGAUCUUCAUUCCUCUACUUUCAGUCAAAUUAAAACGGUGAUUCUACAAUGCAAGAAUUACUAUGUUCUCUAUAUUUCAUUGUAUAUUUGUUCAAUGAAGAUGAUAAUUUCCCUGUAUCACAAGCAUUACUCUUUCAUUGCUUCAAAGAACAAGUAUCUUGCAUUACUGAAAAAAGCACAUUGAAAGAUUUUAAACUGUGGAGGACCAGUACAUAGGGUCAAUAGGUGCACACAACUUUUCUCCAAGUCAAUGAAUCUGAUUUCUAAAGCUAAUACUGCAUUUAAAAAUUACCUAAAAAUAAAGUUAAGUUCAUUACACCAUAUAAACAAAGCUUACUGGAUAUGCAUAGCAGGAGCCAAAAGCUGCCUUCAGGACUAGCAUUGCCCUGAGAAAUUCUCAUGCUCCACAUUUAGACAAGUUCUUUAAAUAACCUAGCACUGACAUAUUGAAAGGAGCAAUACAAUAUGCAGCUGGCCCCAUUCAGAGAUUUUUGAGGAAAUACAAAUUCUACCUUUUCUCCUUAUUUCAGGUGUUACUCAGUAGCUUAUCCAUAUGUAUCAGGUUUGUACACAUUCUCGAUGUAGUUUAGGGGUAGAAAGUAUAACAAGCUCUAUUAUGGUGGAUAAAUUAUAUUAACCAUUCAUUUCCAUUAUUAUCACCAGUAAUGUCUAGUAUAAUGAUUUAAAU